Molecule: messenger RNA, 2434 nt
Organism: Octodon degus (degu)
Lineage: Eukaryota; Metazoa; Chordata; Mammalia; Rodentia; Octodontidae
Gene: C4bpa
Product: complement component 4 binding protein alpha
Exons: 13
Coding region: 368-2182 (604 amino acids)
Biological process (GO): negative regulation of complement activation, classical pathway
Source: RefSeq, a predicted model, not a curated record
GCCAGAGGAGUUUCUGCCCAUCCGUCUUCACUCAGCUAUCUCGGAGCAGCCAACUGCAUGGCUAGAAGUGAGGGGUUUCUUUAGUGGAGAGGUUACUAGCUCUCUUCAGGACAUUGUGUUAAAGCCUGAUCUCAGGAGGAACUAGAACUCUACGCACCAAGGCACCACAACACAGCCUUCCUCUCUUACUGCAGGUGGCAAGAGAAAAUAGUUUGAUCAAGGUUAUCUGCAAAGUCCCAGGGGAAUACAGAAGACACUUGCUUUUCUUGACCGAGUUGUACAAUUCUUCACCAAGGAGGUAGCCCUGGAUCUGACCAGUGAAUAAAAGGGAGAUUAGUGCAGAAAUAUAUCAGAGAAGCAGCAAGUCAUGCACCCCCCAAGAGCUCCAGGUGGGGUGCUGAGAGCCUGGCCCUUCUCUAGGCUGUGUGGAGUUCCCCAUCCAACUCUGUUCCAAAUGACGUUGGUCGCUUCUCUGUUGGCCACUGUUCUUGGUAGAUGUGGUCCCCCACCUGCCUUACUAUUUGCUUCUCCCACAAAGGAGUUGAAUGAGACAGAGUUCCCAACUAACACUGUCCUGAGAUACACAUGUCGCCCUGGCUACAUCAGACUCCGUUCAGAUCAGACACUGACCUGCAGACUCAACGGCCAGUGGAAGUACGAAGUCUUCUGUGCCAAGAAACCAUGCAGAAAUCCAGGAGACUUACCUCAUGGCACAAUUGAAAUUAAGACAGAUCUUGCUUUUGGAUCAAAAAUAGAAUUCAGCUGUUCAGAAGGGUAUAACUUAAUUGGCCCAACCAGUAGUGUUUGUGAGAUCAAAGAGAAAGGAGUUGAUUGGAGCACUCCUUUUCCAGUAUGUGAAAUUAUUAAGUGUACAUCCCCUCCAGACAUCAGCAAUGGGAAACACAGCGGUAGAGAUGAAGACUUCUACACAUAUGGUUCCUCAGUCACCUACAGCUGCGACCACCCCUACUCACUCGUAGGCAAUCCUUCCAUUUCCUGUAUGGUGGUGAAUAAAACAGCUGGUGUCUGGAGCCCCAGCCCUCCGACCUGUGAGAGGAUCAUCUGUCGCCAGCCAAUUGUUCAAUAUGCAAAUAUUGUUUCUGGAUUUGGACCCAUCUAUACUUUAAAAGAUUCUAUUGUGUUUAGCUGCCAGAAAGGUUUUGUCCUUCGAGGCAGCAGUUUAAUCCGCUGUGAAGCUGAUAACAAGUGGGAUCCUUCUCCUCCUGUUUGUGAGCAGCGUAGCUGUGUUGACUUACCAGACAUUCCAAAUGCUCACUGGGACAGAAAUAAGUGGCCAAGUGAAGGCCAUGUGUAUUCACCUGGGACAGUGUUAAAGUACUACUGUAAUCCUGGCUACAGACCUGCUACAUAUGAGCCUACAACUGUGAUUUGUCAGAGUGAUUUCAAGUGGAGCCCAUUCAAAGGGUGCAAGAAGGUAUGUUGCCCAAGACCAGAGGUGAAGAAUGGUAGAAGCAUGGAAACAAAGGAAGUUGUUAACAUCGACUGUCCCUUUUCCUACAACCAAGUAUUUCACUAUAGAUGUGAUGGUGAGACUCAGAGACGUACAGCCACGUGCCAAUCCAAUGGCGCAUGGAGACCCUCUGCCCCAUUUUGCAGUCAAGGCUCACACUCUACCACUUUUGUGUCUCACCAUCAAGGCUGUUAUCUGCCUCCUGCAAUUGCCCAUGGACAUUAUACAAAAGUUUCAUCAUAUUUCUCAACUCCAUCAUUUGAAUAUAAAUGUGAUGAAGGUUAUAAGCUAGUUGGACAAAACACUCUUUCCUGCAAGGAUUCACAGUGGUCAUCUGAAGCACCCCAAUGUAAAGCGCAGUGUCUGCAACCAAACAUAGAAAACGGAAAGCUGUCUGUGAAUAAGUCUCAAUAUAUUGAGUCUGAAAAUGUCACCAUCCACUGUGACUCUGGUUUUGAAGUAAAGGGUUCCCAAAGUAUCAUGUGCUCAGAGAAGGGAACCUGGUACCCAGAGGUGCCCAAGUGUGAGUGGCAUCUCUUUCAGGAGGUACCGGAAGGCUGUGAACAGGUGGUCAUAGGCAGAAAGUACAUGCAGUGCCUCACAAGCCCAGGUGAAGUGCAGAUGGCCUUGCAGUUGUAUAAGCUGUCUCUGGAGAUUGAACUUCUGCGACUACAGAUAGACAAAGCAAUGCAGUCUACUCAGGGAUCAUAGCUGUAACCUUUUCCCAAAGAGGGAGAAAAGGAUGCCUGGAUGUCUUGUUGUCUCCUAUUCCAUGUAGACCAACUUAGCCAUUCUUCUGUCACAUUGCACCUUUAUUCAUGAUAAUAAAUACUUAGAGAGGAUAACUGGUCAAAGUGUAGUGCUUCAUGAUUAUGGAAUUACUGAUCAUCUGUGCCUCAUAUAUUUGCUUCUCUUCAUGCAAAAUAUACAUUUUUCAAUUAAAAAGCUACAUGGCACAAUCAA